Pocillopora meandrina is the source of this 4094-nucleotide messenger RNA. The record is from the annotation of a GenBank genome assembly. NCBI's taxonomy places the organism in Eukaryota, Metazoa, Cnidaria, Anthozoa, Scleractinia, Pocilloporidae.
AUGGCAGCAUUUGCAUUCGCACGCACACUGGAUUUGCUUACUCACGAUAUCAUUCAGAAGUGCGAAUCUGUCAAGGAAAGUAACGCAACCACAAGAAAGAAGAAAAGAUGGUGCGAGGUUCUAGAACAAAACAUAGAACGGAUCUAUCCAAAUCGAAAACUUAUUUUGGUUGGGUCUUCAACAACUAGCUUUGCAAUCGAGGGUUGCGAUGUCGACUUGACCAUCAUUCGGACGGAUAGCCCACCGUUCUACGGAUUUGAGUCGGGACUGCAGAUUCUGAGUCGAAUACGAGAUGCUUUGAUCGCAAGAACGUCAAUAAAUACUGAGGUAAAAUUUCCAGUCGAUCAGAUUUGUAUUUUUUGGGGUACUUGUAUGUAUAUACAGUCAUUAAUCAUCAUUUUUUAGCUAUCAGCAAUGUCUUGCACAAUUCUAUCCUGCUUGAAAGCAUUUAUACAUGUUAAUAUUGUCGUUUUAUAUGCGAUGUACCAGUUGGAGGUAAAUUGGAGUCUUCUUUCAGGGUUAAGAUUAUCACGCCGUGACUUUCGAUACUUCAUGUUUGGACUUGCUUUUGACCAAGGCUGACAAUAUUUAACUCGUGAACUUACGUACUUCGUCUCAACAAAAUCCUUUCCAAAUCAUGCAAGGGAGAUCUUUAGGAAACUUAACCAGUUUAUAAACUCGCGAGCUAAUUUCAGUGAAAGAAAUCCUAUUAGUUUUAACUACUGAAAUAUUACGAUUUAUGACAACGACAACAUGCUGAUUCUCUCACAAUUCCAUCACUUGCAACAAUGAUGUGCAAUCAUUUCAAGUCAGGUUUUUGCAAUUAAUUGAACAAAGUGCUAUUUCAUUGUAGGCUCAAUAGACACUAACUCUCAUUUCAAAGCGAUUGAUUCAAUGUACUUCACACCAAGUCAACUUUUAAGUUUUUGUUAGUUUCCGGGUAUCGUUUCUCGCGUGAUGUGACUUUCACUGAUUUCCUAGUUAUUUGCAUUAAAUUUCCCUCUUGGGAACUACAAUUAUUUCUCUCUGUUUUUUAUUUGAAUCUCGAGGUAUCUAAAGCUUUUCUAUCGUUUAAGCUGCCAUAGCACAUCGAAGUAUUCACAUAGAACGAGGGCAAGAAGGCAAAAUAUACAUAAUAGAAAGUUCGAGUGAAAUUACAAACCCGCGAGUAUUCGACGCGCGCCUUUUUCUUGGAUCUUGCUCUCACGUUGGAAGCCACACCUCGGUGGUCUAGCGCCAGUAUGUACUCAUUUUAGUAUACGAUACAUUUCACGAUAUAUUUUCACCAAGAGAACGUAAAAAUUGCGGUAUAAGUCAUGAAGUGCGUCAUAGUUGUCUUCGACAAAGCGGUCUUAUUAUGUGUCAAGUGAAAAUGGCAGAAUAGUAAUUUAAUGAGAAAGCUAGCAGACCUCACUUAGACCUCUUUGCUUUUCUUGGCAAGUCUUCUUAUAAUCCUGAAACUAAAUUAAAAGCGAUUUGUUCGAGGACACGUCGUAGAGGUAUACAGCCUGGUUAAGGAAAACAUAUCUCUUUGAAUUCGGUCUUGCUGAGGAUUCUUUGAUCUUGAAAAUGCGAUGAUUGCUACCUUUUCUUUCUUUAUGAUCAUUGAACCGUUAUGGUGCAAGUUUGGUGUGCAUUGUAUAGUGCCAUUGCGAAUGCGUGUAAUGCACAAGGUAAGAGCAGAUGCUUAUCAAUCGGGGCUAUGGAAAUGAAACACUUUUACCAGCUCGAUUUACGUCAAUGUCAUAUUGAGUAAAACUGUUAACAUUCAGUUUAAACUUUUCAAUGCAUUUUAGUCCAUUUUUGAUGCGGUUAGAAAGUUUAUCUUCUUCCUCUUUGAACGACCUAGAAAUUUAACGCAUCGUUUGAUACAAUUUCAGCUAAUCAGCUCUGCAGUUGUUCCCAUAUUAAAACUCAAAGACCGCCACGAAGGACUUGAAGGAGAUAUCAGUGUUGAUAUCCAGAAUUCCAUAUUUAACACAUAUUUGCAAAAGUGUUAUGGUAGAAUGGAUCCCAGAGUCACUCCGUUAGUGGUGACCGUCAAGCACUGGGCGCAAGAAUCAGGAAUCACUGGAGCGCAUUACCACAAGCUUUCUGGUUAGUAACGUCACUGCUCACCAGGAGAAUUAUUUUGGGAUAAUUGUGGAUGUUGUUGUUAAUCACCGCUCUGAUUCACCAUCUUGAGGCCUGCGUUAUUAUUAAAAUUAUUAUUAAUUUCAUUAUCAUCACUAUUAUACAAUACUAAGAGAAUUCCCAUAGUUUUCUCUUGACAAUAUCUAAAGAUGGCUCAAACUACUAAUAGCACGUUUUGAUUUCUAAUGACGGUGCUAAAAAAACGAAAGCUCAAAAGCAUUCACAUCUCUCGCAAUACAUUUAUUCUAUUAGUUCUUCGUUCAAUACAAUACGCAAUUACUCAACAGUAGAAUUUACCACUUACAAUUUCACUACCAUAUUUCUCCUUUCCCACUAACGGCGGUCUUAUCACGUUGGUCCACAAGCUUAGGAAGUCUUAUUUUACCGCGACUACAGUAAGAUUAAGAUACUUUGGAAGAUCACAUAGCUUUAAGAAAGCCAGGGUUAAUUAAGGCUGGCUUCUUAAAUAUCCUUGUUAAAAAUUGCAUGUCUUAUUUUAUUUUCCUUUUUCUUUCUCUCAAAAAGGUUUUGCCGUAGUGCUGUUGGUCAUUUACUAUUUACAGAGAGGCUGUAGUCCGCCUGUCCUUCCGUCCCUACAGAAUUUGAAUCCAACACACUUUACCACUAAUGCAACUGCCAGCAUUACUGCAGAAAAACUGAUGAGCGACUCUCUCCCAGCGGUUGUUACUUCGUAUAAUUCAGCUAACACAGCAACCCUUGGGGAGCUGCUUGUGGGAUUUUUCAAUUUUUAUUGUAACUUCGACUGGCACCAAGUAUUAUCUGUUCGUCUUGCUGGCCCAAGAAGAGUACCUAUUGAUAAAAAGUGGACUCGUCCUUACAUCCGAAUCGAAGAUCCUUUUGAUCAAAAAAAUGUCACACGCGCUGUGUAUGAGUUCUCAGGAUUCAGUGACAUUAAGCAGGCGUUCAACACAGCCAAAAAAAGGCUUGCAUAUGGUCACUGUCGUUUACAUGAAAUAUUUUAGUUUUAAUAUGCACCCCGGAAGUAAAGAUUCAUUUGGGUCUUGACUCACAUCACACACUCAUAUGAGUAUCUCUUCGAUCAAAAACUGAGACCUUUUUUUUUAAGAAGUAAAUGAGUGUCUGAACUGUUUAGUUAACAAAGAUGCAGCUGGUCAAAUAGUAACCCUGCUUCAUUGGCAAUUUUUGGCAUGAGUUACUAAAAAACUCACCAAGUGCAAGUCAAUGAAUUAUGGUGAGAGUCCUUCAAAGAAGUUUUCUCUCAAUUGAUGCUACUUCCAAUAAGUAAGGGAUAUCGGAUUUGAAGGAACGAGAGUUGAUUCCCAACCGUUCUGAUUUAAAUAGGAACUUCUUACAGAAGUGGUGAUAAUUAAGUCAGUCUUUUCAGAAUUUAACUAAAACCUUGUUGAUAUUUCAUCGAUUUCGUGACUGUUGCAAUCAUACCUUGAAAUUUUCAGAAACAUUUUUCACUCAUAGCAACUGAUGUCAAUAUCAUAACUUCGGCUCCAUCAAGAAACAAUCAUUUGCAUGACUAAGCAAUGGAGGAAGGUCUCAAAUAAGCCCUAUCCUACAUCAACAAAUAAACUAAUAAUGAAUCGUUCAAGGCAUAAGUCGCAACACAAUAUUAAGUUUGGCUUUAGUUCAUGAGAGACCUUACCCUACAUUUGAAUCUGGCCCAAAACUCCACAGGUAAAUCGUUUAUGGCAAUUAUCACAGCAAUUAUAAAUAGCUUUCCUUAAUGAUCUCUUACUCUCGAAGCUUGUUUUCGACGGUGCCCCCCUUCCUGCGUGAUUUACAACAAAAACUUUUAGUCCUACGGUUAGGAUUUAUCUAGUAGUCAUUGUAAUCGCUAAAUUAUUUGAGACUUCAGGAAAGACUCUAGAUACGUUCAUAUCUGGAUACCUUCCAGACCCUUUUGGCAUAUUAUACUAUGAGCAAAAGUCGUUGGAGAUUUAAGCAGAGUACCUCAGCCUGAAAUGAAG